AUGUGGAAUUCUUGUGAAUUCUUUGAUCCCAAAACUUCACCAUCUUCAACACAACUCAUCGAAUCAACUCCAAAUUUCUACGGUGCAUCAUCAUGGCAAUUCAAUGGAAUCAACGCUUUACGACCAACAAACAAGCCGAAGUCAGUACAAGUUAUUCGGCCCGGAGUUUAUCGAAUUUUCGAAAAUCCUCCAAAUUUAUGGAAGCAAAUCCGCGCGCCAGUUCCUCAGCAAAUCGCCCAACCAGCGUCACCGAAAUACCCAAUAUACACAGAUAAUUCACAGAAGAGGGUUCAAGGGCAAUGUACAAUUAAUUCGGACAAUAAUCAGGAUUACUUCAGGAUCAGAAGUAAUAUCGACAUGUAUAACGAGAUGUAUUAUAACAUGUUGAGGAGUUUCCCAACCGCGCUAAAAGUGUCAGAAAUCUCGAAGGCCCAACCGGUUAAUAGAAACCCACAAAUGCUAACAGAAUUUUUAAAGACAUUCUCACAGCUGGAUAAUGUUCAGCUAAAUUGUAGUGAUAUUGAACUCAUUAAUAAUCCGGAUCAACGAUAUCCCUACACAUUGGAAAACUUACAAUCCAGUUGCCGUGAAUAUCAAUUCGUAGCAUCACAGUUUAGUAGCACCAACAAAAGUUUCUACACGAUCCAGAGUAUUCACAAAGUUUUCAAUCCGUAUUUAAUCUUGCAAUAUAAAUUGAAGCGCUUAGAACUGGAAUAUAACGAGAAAAAAAAACCAGUACAAGUAUUAUUGUUUCAUGGCACCCCCGCAAGUAAUUUGGACAAUAUUUGCAAACUAAAUUUUAACUGGAGAUUACCAGGAAGACACAAAAACGAGCUCGGCCAGGCAGUAUAUUUUGCAACGAACGCAUACUAUGCGACCCAUUAUGGAGACGAUGGACCAAAUAAAGUAAUGAUCGUUGCCAAGGUUUUAAUCGGGGGAUACAACAAAGGUUCAAGAUAUACGGCCUAUCCAAUGCUUGGCAACGACGCCUGUUCGUGUCAUCGAACGCCACCGCAAGUAUUCGCUAAAUACGACGACAAUAGUUUUUACCCAGCUUACAUUAUACGCUAUCACGGUGUAGACUUUAAGAAGCAACAACAAAUGCAUUAA
This is a messenger RNA of Phyllotreta striolata, 1110 nucleotides long. NCBI's taxonomy places the organism in Eukaryota, Metazoa, Arthropoda, Insecta, Coleoptera, Chrysomelidae. The record is from the annotation of a GenBank genome assembly.